AAAACUGUUUGAGGUUCAUUAUUGAAAACGGACAUGUGACAUUCUUAUGAUAGGAACAUCUUAAAAAAAAUUAUAGUGAAAUUUGUGCACCCCAUAAAAAUUUUAUGGGAGUUUUGUUCCCUUUAACCCCCCCAAACUUUUGUGUACGUUCCAAUUAUAUUAUCAUUGUGGCACAAUUAGUUAAACACAAUGUUUUUAAAACUUUUUUGCCUCUUAGUACUUUUUCUAAACGUUAGUUUUUUUUUGAGAUAUUUUGAAUAUUUUGUCAAAUCCACCACAUAUUAUUUGUGUUAUAGAGACCUAGUAAUAAUAAAUAUGAAAAUUUAUUUAUAAAUUACAGUUUGAGGUAUAUUUUGAACCAUAUUAAAAAAGAAGCCACAUCUCAAUAAAAGGUGCCUUAUCUGAAAAAUACUAGGAGGCAAAAAAGUUUUAAAACAAUGUGUUUAACUAAUGGUACAUCAAUAAUGGUUUAAUUAAAACGUACACAAACAUUUGGGGGGUUUAAAGGCACAAACCCGCCAUAAAAUUUUUAUGUAAACAUAUUAAAAAAGAAACCGCAUCUCGAUUAAAACUGGUUUAUCCAGAAAAUAUUAAGAGACAAAAAAAUGUUAAAAACAUUGUAUUUACCUAAUGGUACCACAAUAAUAAUUUAAUUGGAACGUACAUAAAAGUUUGGGGGGGUUUAAGGGAACAAAACCCCCAUAAAUUUUUUAUUAGCUGUACAAAUUUCACCAUAAUUUAUUUUUAGGAUGUUCCUGCAAUAAGAAUGUCCCACAUGUCCAUUUUCAUUAAAAAAUCUGUAAUAGUUUUCGAUAUAUCGGAAAAAAUCAAUUUUAAUUUUGUAACUUCAAAUGGCUGUAACUUUCUUUGUGUGAAUAUUUGUACUAAGGUAACUUAGGUUCAAUAGAACUAUUUUUGGUCCCAGAAUAUGUCAUUUAAUUUAUGACCUGUAUUUUUGUUGCACCCUGUAUAAGCCGGCAUAUUAGUUGAAGGGCAAUUGGAAAAUGAAUCACAGGGAAAACACUUAAAAUAUGGAUUAAUAAUAUUCCCCAUCGAAGACAAACAAGCAAUUUGUUUACAUAAACAUAGAAGGGAACAAGGGCGGAUCCAGGGAGGGGGCCAUGGGGGCCAUGGCCCCCUCCGAGAAUUUAGAAUAAUAUAAAUUUAAAUAUUUGCAGUUCAAAUGUUUUUAAUUUCAAACACAUAUAUAUGUACAAAACAGGGGAUAAAUACGUUUUCUGGACUAGAAUUGAAAAAAAAGAAGUAACGGAGAAGCUUCAAGAAUGAUUUUUGGGUUUUUUAUAAAUCAAAAUGUUGAUAAUUUUACAGAGUGCCAAUUGUUAGACCGAUCUUGACAGUCAUCAAAAUCGUAUAAAUUUCCAUAUUCUAUACACACAAAGAAUAAAAAAGAAGUGAAGCGUUACUUGGGUCACUAGCACUUAGAACAAAGGAGUUGGUUGGUAUUUUCGCACAGUCAAAAGGACUUGUUUUACAAAUAUUGCGUUUCAUUUUUCUAAUGAAAAAUAUGGUCACAAUAACGGGAUGAUAGCCCAAAGCCUUGUCACGAAACCUUUAACAUCUUUCGCCAGAUUCAUGAGCAAAGACGGAGUCAUAUAAACCCAUGAAAAAACGUCAUACCACAAGGAGUGCGUUCAGGUUGAGCUGGAUUUUCUAAAGAGUUAUAGCAACCCUCAAAAGUCAGUCAUUAACCAGAUAGACUCUCAGAGGUCUAAACAGAAACAAAAAAUAAAGAAAGACUACGACCAAUAGUAGGGUCUAUAGUGUUCUUAAAUCGACAAAAUAUUCCUCUAAGAGACCAUCGUGAUGAUGGCCUUAUGCUUCUGGACGAAGAUGCUGGACCUAGGAAUGAGGGGAAUUGCUGUGGUACUACGGCAAAACCCGAUAUGUCAAAAAUUAUCGAUUUUUCGUUUUUAAUUCCAAUAUGUACAUUGAGCGAUGAAGAAUGUGAUGACAAAACCCUACACGGAUAAACGCAUCCAUGUAACCAGUAGAUAAUAAAAUUGUUUCCGAUAUGUCCACUAUUACAACAACACCGCGAACUUUUAAACUCAUCUGCUGCAAAAUCACGUUUUUUUGACAUAUCGGGUUUUGCCUUAAGCACCACAGUGUUAAGGUUUAAAAUCGCAUCAGGAGAUAAGACUCUUAAAUAACACCUAUCCAUAGCAUCUUCCUGAACAACAUGCAUUAGUAGCAGCAGUCAAAAUCAAUUAAUAACAUGUGGUGAAGAAAUAAUUGAACAAAUAAGAUUUGACGAAACGACUGACGUGUCCCACGUGGAACAGCUUUCUCUAAAUUUGGGAUAUAUGCACAAUAACAACAUUCGUGAAGACUUUGUCAAAUUCAUUGACGCUUAUGAGAACCUAAAAAUAAUUAGUGAAAAUCAAGAAAGAGGGAAAGAACAAGGCCUGGCAGGAGAAGCAUUGGAAAAAUAGUAUUAAACUUGUUGAAAGAACUGCACUUGCAUCCGAAGAAAUGUGUAGGAAUCGGUACUAUGGCAGGAAUGGUGAGUUUUAAGGCACUUCUCAAAGUGACUUAAAACUCACCAUUGUAACCCUAAUUUUUAAAAAUUACCCCCGUACUUCUGGUACUCCUCCCCAAAAAAAGUUUAUGGCCCCUCCCGAAAAUCGGUCCUGGAUCCGCCCUUGGAAGGGAACGACCACAUAAGCCGAAUGACAGCAAAAGGAUUAGUAAGGACGGCGAGAGACGGUUCCCCAAUAGGAAGACGAUCAGUGGGAAGACCACGAAAAAGAUGGAAUGACAACUUACUGGAGGCACAUUGAAAAACAGAAAGAGUAAUGUCUAUAUAAAAAGAAAAAGAAGAAGAAGAAGAAGAAGAAGAAGAAGAAGAAGAAGAAGAAGAAGAAGAAGAAGAAGAGGAGGAAACAUAGAAGAAGAUGACUUUGGUAAGUACAUAUUUUCUGGGUUUUAUUUCAAAAUUUUUUAUUCAAUUAAAUGAAUUUUUUGAUAUAAAUUAUAUCUUUUUCUAGUGAUUUCAAAUGUGAGGAAGCAAAUUUAAAGAUUCAAGAAUUGUAUUGCAACUACCAAUUAUAAUAGUACGAAAAGGUGUGAAUAUUUACCUCAAUACUUACCUAAUAAGUGGGUUUCAGACCCCUCAAGUGCCAAUUAUUACAACUUGUAAUUAAAAUAUGACCUAUUUAUUGGCAAAAUAUGGUUUAACCCUUUGUUUCCGGAAAACUUUUACAAUCAAAAAUUGAGGCACAAUCCAACCUUACAUGUCGCACACUCCCACCUGGUUCUGUGAGGAUCCUUACUAGUGCUACAAAAAGCACAUCGUCUAGAUGUCCCAUGUUGUGGCAUAUGCAAACAUUGGUCAAAGCGUUUCUCAAAAGGCACAAUUUUUUUAAAAUGUGUCCCUGUGACUGAAGGAGAAGCAACCCUCUUUUUUGAUGAUAUACUACCACUGGCGCCGAUUAAUCCUGAAGCUACAGAUAACUUAAAAAAUCUGAAGGAAUGCUCUCUAAUAAGGUGAAUAGACCACCCGACGACAUAUUGUUUAGCUCUCUGAAGGAAUACACUCUUUUUCCUGAAAUAAAAAAAUAAGUAGGUAGGUACAUGUCCAGUUUCCUAGUGGUUUCAGGGUGAAACCGGCAUUUUAUUUCAUCAAUAUACUUACUAUAAAUUGAAAACUUUUAGUAAUAAGAAGUGUUAAUCAUAGAUACAAAUGUUUCUAACAUAGUAAAUAAAAAAUAAAUUUACCUGCCAUAGCGAAAUAAUCCAAAAACCACCAAAAUUGCUUACAACACCGUCUUGCUUCAAAACACGUGUUACUAGUAACUAAUAACUGAAUAACGAGAACGUAAAUGGAGGUGCGCGAUUUGUUUUAUAGUAGGAGGAGUCUUAUACGUCAUUAUAACGGGACUGGUUUCAGGCUAACACCACUGAGAACCUAGCAAAAAAAUUAUUUGUAUGUGGUUUCACAGUGAAACCAGUAGAAGACAAAGGGAUAAAUACGGUUAGACAGGUAAAUUUAUUUUAAAACAAGUUAAAAUCGUGAGAAAAAUGGCAAAAAUCAAAAAUAAGUUUAAUUAUCCAAGUAACCUAUUCGAAACCAAUGAGUUCAUCUACAAGCUAGCAGGUGUAUGGAUUCCGGACAACAGUUACAGUAUCUUCAUCAGAAUCAUAUACUUCUUUUACGUUACAGUAUUUUAUGGAACUGGAGUGUACUUUCUUAUAUGCGAGUAUAUGAUUCUAAACGAAACCGUCAAAAAUAUCAACACCUUUGUGGGUCAUAUUGGUAUGCUCUUGACACACACAGUUGGAAUACUGAAAUUUUAUAUCCUAGUUUUUGGUCGCAAGAAAAUUCAAAAUAUAAUGGACAUGCUGAAAGAUGAUGAAUAUUAUUACGACGCUGUAGAUAAUUUUUGUCCAGCUCAAUUUUUAAAUAAUGGAAAAAAAUUGAGUACUAAAUUGUCGGUUUUGCUGUUCAUGAUGUAUAGUUUUUCUGGAAUUCUUUCGCAUACUUCGUCUUUGAUGGUUAUUAACACUGAAAUCAAAGGAGACAACUUUUUAGAAACGAACAAAACAUGUCAAGAUUUUAUGCCAUUCUUUUUUAAAAUUCCCUUUAAUACGGAUGAGAAAUGGGAAUGUGAGCUAGCUUUCUGGUUUAUGGACAUAAGUUUUGGAAUUUUUGCUUGGUUAAUAGCCUGUCAUGAUGGGUUAUAUGUUACCUUACUGAUCUUUUUACGCUGUCAGCUUGUCAUUCUGGGGCAAGUUUUUCGCUCAAUUCGACGAAGAAGUUUACUUGCUCUGAAUUUGCCAAAAAAUUUUAGUGUGAUUUAUGAUAGAGACCAUCCAGAGAUUGAAGCCGAAAUGUACAAACAACUCACUCACUACACAGCUCAUUUAAAAGUGUUAUUAAAAGCUAGAGAUAAAAUUGAAGAUAUGUUUUCGUUUGUCACAUUAUGUCAGACACUUGCCUGUUUGUUUAUAUAUUCUUCUGCACUUUAUAAUAUAUCAAUGACACCAAUUGGUUCUACAGAGUUUUUUGUCCAACUUGAAUAUUUUAUUUGUAUUUUACUUGAACUGUCUGCGAUAUGUUGGUUUGGAAAUGAAAUCACUAUUGCGAGUGAACUAAUAAGGUUAUCUUUAUAUGAAAGCGAUUGGUUAAGUACUAGCACACGUUUCAAAAAGUCUUUGAUACUAACUAUGACAAGAAUGCAGCGACCAAUUUAUUUGACCAUUGGAAAAUUUUCUCGCCUUACGUUGGCUACUCUUGUUGCGGUUUUUAGAGGAUCACUUUCCUACUUCGCCUUAUUUCAGAGUAUACAAUAGGUACUAUUAUAAUAGCACAUGAUAAUAAUGAUAGUAGUCAAGAUAUCUAGUCGUCUAGUUAGGAAUUGUAGGUAAAAUAACGUAUAGUAAAUGAGCAAUUAAAUUGAAUUCAAACUUGA
Messenger RNA from Diabrotica virgifera virgifera (western corn rootworm), 5432 nucleotides. RefSeq names its product odorant receptor 7a-like. Gene Ontology annotation, cellular component: plasma membrane. The transcript is spliced from 8 exons. NCBI's taxonomy places the organism in Eukaryota, Metazoa, Arthropoda, Insecta, Coleoptera, Chrysomelidae. The coding region runs from base 4042 to 5313 and encodes 423 amino acids. The record is from RefSeq and is a predicted model, not a curated record. Gene Ontology annotation, molecular function: olfactory receptor activity; odorant binding. Gene Ontology annotation, biological process: sensory perception of smell; detection of chemical stimulus involved in sensory perception of smell.